AUGCCCAGUUUCAAAUCUUCCGCCGUUGUCGACGGUUCCGUGAAGGACUUCGACGCUGCGGAGCACUUCCGCGGCUCCUACGGCCUGAUGGUCUUCUACCCGCUCGACUUCACCUUCGUGUGCCCUUCCGAGCUUCUGGGUUUUUCGGAGCGCAUCUCCGAGUUCGAGGAGCGCGGCAUCAAGGUGGUCGGCGUUUCAGUGGACUCCCCCUUUUCCCACCUGGCGUGGAGCCAGAUGGAUCUGAAGCAAGGCGGCGUUCAAGGCGUAAAGUUCCCUUUGGUUUCCGACCUGUCGCGCUCCAUCUCUAAGAGCUUCGGCAUGCUGCGCCCCGAGGGAUUCGCUCAGAGGGCAUCGGUUCUGAUAGACAAAGCUGGAAAGGUGCGCCAUGUCGCAGUCUUCGAUUUGGGCAUCGGCCGCUCGGUGGACGAGACCCUGCGCGUGUUCGACGCCAUCAAGUUCUCCGACGAAUCCGGCCACGUCUGCCCGGCCAACUGGAGGAAGGGUGCCGCCGCCAUGGCCCCGACCGCCGAAUCCACGGGCGAAUACCUUGCCAAAACGUUCGAAAAGGCUUAA
This is a messenger RNA of Babesia bigemina, 573 nucleotides long. RefSeq names its product antioxidant, AhpC/TSA family, putative. Gene Ontology annotation, molecular function: thioredoxin peroxidase activity. The coding region runs from base 1 to 573 and encodes 190 amino acids. Lineage: Eukaryota; Apicomplexa; Aconoidasida; Piroplasmida; Babesiidae. The transcript has a single exon. Gene Ontology annotation, biological process: response to oxidative stress; cell redox homeostasis; cellular response to stress. Gene Ontology annotation, cellular component: cytosol. The record is from RefSeq and is a predicted model, not a curated record.